CAAAUAACACAAACCACUUGAAUUAAUCAAUUACCACCAUGGCUAAAAGCAAAGAUGACAUAAAAUAUGGAACAGCACAAGCAAAACUAUCACCAGAUGAAGCAUUGAGAGUAGCCUACAAGCAUGGCACACCACUUGAAGGAGGAAAAAUAUCACGUUCUGAAAGAGUGGAUUUGUUUUCAAGUGCACAAAAUAUUCCAAAGAGUGACCAACAACAACAAAGCUCAGAUUCUAAUCAGUCUCAGCUGCAACGUGAUGAUACAACAGGAGGAGGAGAUUGUACUGAUUUCACUACUGGAGCUCCUUGCUUGCCUGAAAAGAACAAACCUCCAACACUUGGUCAUAAGUUUUGAUGAUAAAAUAAGAGAGAAUAAUUUUAACUUGUGUGUUUUCUGCUACGUGGCAUGGCAAAUAUUAUGUAGCAAUGCUUAAAACUUCUAUAGUUCUCCUUUAUAUUUUGUCUAAGGUUGAGUUACAUAGAUUAAUAUAUAAAAUAUUAGCUAAGAUAUGUUGUGUAUAUGAGUUAUUAGCCUUAAAAUGGAAGCAACUUUUUUUCUUGACUUA
This is a messenger RNA of Vicia villosa (hairy vetch), 564 nucleotides long. Its product is annotated as SEED MATURATION PROTEIN 1-like. Gene Ontology annotation, biological process: seed dormancy process. The record is from RefSeq and is a predicted model, not a curated record. Lineage: Eukaryota; Viridiplantae; Streptophyta; Magnoliopsida; Fabales; Fabaceae. Bases 39 to 353 code for a protein of 104 amino acids. The transcript has a single exon.